AGUUCUGCUGCUGCUGAUCAAACCGGACACAAAGCAACAGGCACACACAGGGAACAUGAAGGAACCGGAACCUCCUGGCCAGCAGAGCUCGCUGUACAAUGAGCUCCGUUUCAAUGGAGAGUUUUGUGAUGCAGUCAUCAAAGUGGAGGAUGCUGAAUUUCAAAUCCACAAGAUCAUCCUGUGCCGCUGCACUCCGUAUUUCCGAGAUCUUUUCUCACGCUGCUCCAGUCCAGACCAAGUGGUCUUCAGCAUCCCCAACCUGUCUGCUGACGUGAUGCAGCUCAUCAUUGAGUUUGCGUAUGGCUGCUCUGUUUCUGUGACGGAGGACAACGUCCAGGAACUUCUGCUGGCAGCAGAUCAGCUCGGCGUGAAGAGUUUGGUCCAGACCUGCUGCUGCUUCCUCGGGGAACAGCUCUGCCCACGGAACUGCAUCGCUAUCUGGCGUCUUACGAACGUCUGCAUCUCUCCUGAACUGCGGCACAAGGCCUACCGCUACAUCGCUGAUCACUUUGAGGAUGUUGUUUCCUGUGAAGACUUCCUGCAGCUGUCUGUGGAGGAACUCACUGAUAUCCUUGAUAGAGAUGAGCUCAGUGUGAGGCAGGAGAACAGUGUGUAUGAGGCCAUGAUGAAGUGGAUUGCUCACGUACCCGAAGAACGACAAGGACACAUCGCUGCUCUUCUGUCUAAGGUCCGGCUGGCUUUGCUCAGUACAGAGUACAUCACCAUCAAUGUGCUGUCCAAUGAGCUGGUGAAGAACAGCGCUAAGUGCCUAACCUUGGUGAAGCAUGCCACCACAAUCAUACAUCGCACAGAGAGACCCUCAGCUUAUGGCUUCUGUAACCGUCUCGCUCGUCCUCGCCUGCCCAAUGCCAUCCUAUUGGCCACCGGGGGCUGGAGUGGUGGUGAUCCAACCAACAGCAUUGAGGCAUACGAUUUCCGAGCUGACCAGUGGGUCAGCGUGGCAAACGGUUUGGAGCAUCCUCGUGCCUAUCAUGGCACCGCCUUCCUCAGCGGCUUUGUCUACUGCGUGGGAGGCUUCAACAGGGUGCAGCACUUGAAUAGCGUAUACCGCUUAGACCUGACGUCAUGCACCUGGCAGGAAGUGGCGAACAUGCACUGCUGCCGCUGCUACGUAAGCGUGACUGUGCUGAAUGGACGCAUCUAUGCCAUGGGAGGCUACGAUGGCCAAGUGAGACUCAGCACUGCAGAGUGCUACCAACCCCAGACCAACCAGUGGAGCCAUAUUGCACCCAUGCAUGAGCAGAGGAGUGAUGCCAGCUGCACGACACUCCACAACAAGGUUUACAUCUGUGGUGGAUUUAAUGGGAGCGAGUGCCUGCAAACGGCUGAAUAUUACAGUCCAGAGACCAACCAGUGGACCAUGAUCGCUGCCAUGAACAUCCGACGCAGCGGAAUAGGAGUCAUCGCAUAUGCAGAUCAAGUCUUUGCAGUCGGUGGCUUUGAUGGCAACGACCGUCUGCGCAGCGCUGAGGCCUACAACCCACAAACCAACACCUGGACCGAGGUGUCCUCCAUGAUUACUCCACGCAGCAACUUUGGUAUUGAAGUAAUCGAUGACCGGCUGUUUGCUGUCGGGGGCUUCAACGGCUUCACCACCACUUUUAAUGUGGAGUCCUACGACACCACAAAGAAUGAAUGGUCUGAGGCCGCCGACAUGGAUGUUUUCAGGAGCGCCCUGAGCUGCUGUGUAGUGUUUGGACUCCCAAACAUGGCAGAUUAUGCUGCCACUCGUGAUGCUCUGCUGCUUUCACAUUCGGAGGAAGACACGAUGGAGUCAGAAGACUCCAGCUGAGUCUGGUGCUGUGCUUAGUGCCGUCCUGCAAUGUGUCAUCGUAAAGCAGUGGCUAGAGUGGAACUCAAAGAAAAUAAAAAAAAUUGUUGAUAUGCUUCAUUUUUGCAUCUGUGAACAUAGAGCUGAUAUGCCAAAAAGUUCCAGGUUUGUCUCGUCUGUCCAUAGGACAUUCUCCCAGAAGCUUUGUGGCUUGUCAACAUGCAGUUUGGUAUAUUCCAGUCUGGCUUUUUUAUGAUCUGUUUUCAACAAUGAUGUCCUCCUUGGUCGUCUCCCAUGAAGUCCACUUUGGCUCAAACAAUGACGGAUGGUGUGAUCUGACACUGAUGUACCUUGACCUUGGAGUUCACCUUAAUGUCUUUAGAGGUUGUUCUGGGCUCUUUUGUUUCCAUUCCUAUUAUCCGUCUCUUCCAUUUGUCAUCAGUUUUCCUCCUGAGGCCACGUCCAGGGAGGUUGGCUACAGUCCCAUGGAUCUUAAAUUUCUGAAUAAUAUGUGCAACUGUAGUCACAGGAACAUCAAGCUGCUUGGAGAUGGUCUUCUAGCCUUUACCUUUAACAUGCUGGUCUAUAAUUUUCUUUCUAAUCUCCUGAGACAACUCUCUCCUUGGCUUCCUCUGGUCCAUGUAUAGCAGACCUGGGCAUCCUACGGCCCGCGGGCCACAUCCGGCCCGCUAGAUGACCCUGACUGGCCCGUAUGAGGUCACUGGAAAAUAUUAAAAGUCAGUGCAAAUAUAUAUCAUCACAAUACAUGCAAGCAAUACGCCUGCACUGCUUUUAUUUUGAAAGGUCUGCUAAGGUAACGUUUUUUCGCGAGUGCUUUCCGUACUUAGCAUAAGGUUUAUGCGCUGAUUGGUUUGUUUGUUAGCUUCAGCCCGGGAAGAUGUCCGCUAACGGCGAAAAAGAAAGAUUGAUUCCGAAUGCAGAGUUUUUAACAAGGCGUGGACUUCCAAGUAUUUCUUCACUGAAGUCAGAGGUAAAGCUGUGUGUCUAGUUUGUGGUGAACAGAUCGUGGUGCUCAAGGAUUAUAAUCUGAAUCGACAUUACGAGACAAACAUUUGACUGAAGCAGAGCGGGGAGGAUAUCUGAAGGUUUGCUAGCUAAACUGCUAAAGCAGCAAUGACUUUGUUUUACCAAAGCUCACACAUAAAGGGAUGUCAGUAAGCCAUUCCCUGAUGGAGAGUUUAUAAAAGAAAGUCUGGUGGACUCUGCAGCGUUUAUACGCCCGGAGAAGAAAGGAGCGUUCGUUAAUGUGCCCCUUUGGAGGCGAACCGUAACGAGGCGGGCGGAGAGCAUCGCCGAAAAUCUGGAGCUUCAGCUGCACAACAAAGUGGACAAUUUUGACGUUUUGUCCUUGGCUCUGGACGAGAGCUGUGAUGUCCGUGACACAGCCCAGUUACUCAUCUUUGUACGUGGACUAACAAAAAACCUUUGAGAUGACGGAGGAGCUGGCAGCUGUUCAGCCAAUGAAGGAACCACGACGGUUUACUGAGGUAAAUACAUGCAUGAACAAACUGGGAAUAAAAUGGGAGAAUUUGGUUGGUGUUACAAUUGAUGGAUGUCCAAAUUUGACAGGGACAAAUGUUGGACUUUUGAAACGGAUGCAAGAUAAAGUGACUGAAAUAAACCCAGAACAGAAACUGAUAUUUUUACAUUGUAUUAUACAUCAGGAGGUGGUGUGUAAGUCAGUGCUAAAAAUCAACCACGUGACUGAUGUUGUAGCUAAAGUAGUUAACUUCAUCAGGGCAAGAGCAUUGAAUUACAGACAGUUUGUUGUCUUUUUGGAGGAGAUGAUAGUGAACAUGGUAACCUUGGUUACCAGACAGCUGUCAGAUGGAUCAGCCUGGACAAGGUGCUUAAACGAGUUUGGGAUCUGAGAGCAGAGAUUCAAGAGUUGGACAUUGUACAUCAUUGUAAUGUUUCAUUUACUGUUUUUAUUGAGAUAUAUAUUGAGCAGAGCUUUUAAGUGUACUGGUCCGGCCCUUAACAACCGUCAAAGUUUCUCAUGUGGCCCCAUAUGGAAAUUAAUUGCCCACCCCUGAUGUUUAGUGUGGUACACACCAUGUCACCAAACAGCACAGUGACUACUGUAACCCUAUAAAUAGGCCGACUGACUGAUUACAAGUUUGUAGACACCUGUGAUGCUAAUUAGAGGACACACCUUGAUUGAACAUGUCCCUAUGGUCACAUUAUUUUCUGUCUUUUCUAGGGGAACCAUCAUUUUUGUCCAGGCCUGUUUCAUGAGCUUAUUUUUUUUAAAUAAUUCUGUUAAACCACAGUUCAAAAGCAAUGUCUGAUUUUCAUUGGUUAAUUUUCAUAGAAUUUUUAUUUAAUAUUACUUUUGUCAGAUUCAAAUAAUUUCUGUGACCAUUGUGGGUUUUUCUUCCAUUAACCGAGGAGUACCAACUACUUUUUCCUUAAGAUUCUUUGUAGCCAGCUGUUAGAAAGCAGUCUUAACUACAACUCUGUCAAUCUGUACUUUAACAAUACAGGGAAAAUGUGUCAAAUAACAGUUAAUAAAAAAUACAGUGUUAAAUUCUUAAAAAUUAUUUUUUUCUUUCAAAUAAUUGUAAAUAUCUAAAAUAACAAUAUGUAUAUAUUUAUACAUAUAUAUACAUGAUCAUAUUCAUUUAAAUACACUAAAACAGUGA
Amphiprion ocellaris (clown anemonefish) is the source of this 4458-nucleotide messenger RNA. Its product is annotated as kelch-like protein 10. Gene Ontology annotation, molecular function: protein binding. The record is from RefSeq and is a predicted model, not a curated record. Lineage: Eukaryota; Metazoa; Chordata; Actinopteri; Pomacentridae. The coding region runs from base 56 to 1813 and encodes 585 amino acids. The transcript has 5 exons.